Molecule: messenger RNA, 1065 nt
Organism: Dacryopinax primogenitus
Lineage: Eukaryota; Fungi; Basidiomycota; Dacrymycetes; Dacrymycetales; Dacrymycetaceae
Exons: 2
Coding region: 117-950 (277 amino acids)
Source: RefSeq, a predicted model, not a curated record
GGAGCCUCAGUACAUCCUGCGAAAACAUCCUCACAUCCACUCACGGAGACGAGGUUCUUGCUUAGAACACUGCAGUGCAACUUCUAUCACGCCUCCAGGUCUCACAAUGCGUAUACAUGCCUGCAGGUCGCUUUCGCAAGAUUCAAGUCCCCGGCGCUCGCCACCAGAAGCGAAUCACGUUGGUGGAGGAUAUAUCAAGGGGUUGGAACGGCUCGUCACCGCUCGUCAUCAGCUGCUGGGUGCCCGCAUUGGCCUUGGCACAAGACACCUUCAGGACCAGGGUGGGCCUGGGCCUGGGCCUGGUGUCCACGCCUUUUCGCCCCAGAGUUAGGCCGCAACCUGGACAUAUUCACUGCGGAUCUGCUGGACGAGGCCUUGGUGCACGUGGUUUGCGGCGGCCAAACCGGCCAAACAAACUGGAACAACUCCGAAGGCGACCUCCCCAGGCGCUUGGUUCGCCAUCAAUAGUGCCAUUCUCUGUCACCAUCGAUGAAGGGCAAUGCAAUGUCACCAGUCUUACUGUACGCUACAAAAUGGAUGAUGGACCAGAACAGCAAGCGAUCGCAAGCGGAGCGAAAGUGCAAGUGACUCAACUAUCGCCCUGCACAAUGGAGGUCACUUUUGCCGAGUGGCACAAGCCGUUUGUGUAUCCGUUUCCAGUCGACGGUCGCAAGGCUAAGACACGGAUUGCUCGCAAAUCCGGCUAUAUUGAGGUCGAAGUCCCUGUGUCUGACUCUCUCCAGGAACCCCGUAGUGUGCCGCCUGGUAGCUACGCGAUGAACAGCUUCCCAUUGCUGUUGUGUCUACCCCUGAAGGUUCCCAUACCUUGCAAUAUUCAUCGACUCACCCUGGAACGGCUUCCCGUUUUAGGCUUUCUACGACAAACGACAUUAAUUGGAUGCAAACUUAUCUCUCUCUCGCCUUUUCCGAUCGCGAACGUGCCAUUUUAAAGCAAAUAGCCUGCCCCCGUGAUCGCAUGGAGACAACCUUCGUUCAGGUGAACAAAACCUUGCACGCUCUGUUCGAAACAAUCUUGAAGUCAAGUUCUUCACGAGUACUCACGCU